AUGAAGAACGUACGAUCCUGGUGGUCGAUUUUAGUGCUGUUCGAUCUUCUAGCCGCGUCCCAAGCGCUCUCGUUACAAGGCGACAACGUGUGCUACCGAUAUGAGAGCUACACCGAAACGGAAACCAUCCCACGCAAUCAAACGGUGCAGGUGUUGACGAGGCAAUGGUGUCUGGAGUUUAUCCCGCGAUGCACCUUCUACCAGACGGAAAUUAAGGAGGUGUUCGUCAAACAGAACGUCACGAGAACGCGCCGGGUGGAGUUCUGCUGCGAAGGUUAUCAGGAACGGCGCACCGGAAAUGGGUCGAUUGGCGAGUGCCAUCCGAUUUGCCGCGGCGGAUGCAUUCACGGCGAGUGCCAGGCGCCGAACGUGUGCAAUUGCAUGUCCGGUUUCAGCGGGAAGCACUGUCUUCAGAGAUGCCGCAAUGGAACGUGGGGCGUGAACUGUCGGAAUCGGUGCCACUGCCAGAACUACGCUCACUGUGACACGAAAACUGGCCACUGUCGCUGUACGGAGGGAUGGAUGGGCAAAUUCUGUGAGAUUCCGUGUCCUGAAGGAACCUACGGGACGAUGUGCGUCAGAAAGUGUAAGUGCAACAACAUGUCCUGCCAUCCGCAGACGGGUGUUUGCAUGCCAAUCGAGGAGAUCGUGAUGUUUGACAACAUCACGCGGACGAUCGAAAACGCGUACUCCUCAGAAAGCACCGAACGAAUAUCUGCCGAGCAGUGGAUCAAAGUCGAGAAUGAAACAAACUCCACUGUCAGCAAAGCCAGCGGACAAAUGAUGCCAAACGCAACGUACGCCGAAUCGUAUCACGAGUACCUCCCAAACAACACUGAGAUGAGCAUGGUGCUUACGAAAGGUCAUUUAAGAACGGCGAGCAACGAGAGUGUGUACGAGCUGGUCACCACGACGUCUCGCGUCGAGAUCACGUUCAUCGACACGGCAGUCAAGAAGGUCGAAGAUCCUGCUACUCUGAAUAACGCCACAGAUCACGAUGGUCACGACGACACUAUCUCUGGCGAUAACUCAAACGACACCGACACGCAGCUGGUGUACUUGGAAUCCGAGAACCAUCCCGUGCUGUUGGACAUGUCUGAAGAGGACACCGUCCUGCACGAAGCCAACGAGCGACAAGCCCUCGUAACGAUCUCCUGCCUACUGAUCACUCUGUCGCUACUUCUGCUGGUGGCAGUAUAUCUGAAGCGGUUGAAUAGGAAAGCUCUCGCGAAGUCAAGCACUACCGUCAGCCCACCGGCACCUGUGAAGAUCGUGGACGAGAGUGUUCAAACGGGAAGUGACUCGAACCGAUCGUCUGAUCCUCUACCUGACCUGCCGCACGUGACGUACACUCGGGUGAAGCCGAAAUCGCAACGGAAUGGCUCCAUUGAGCAUUAUGACAUCCCGGCGAACAACAGCUUCAUACACCGGGCAAAGAACGCCUCACCGUACAACUACAACUUCCCUGCUGCCAACCUGAAAGUGACACCGAGAAGAUACAGCCUGGAGCACAUCUACGACGAAAUUCAGUACCCUCCAUUGCCGGAAGUGACGGCUGGAAUCGAUACGCCCGACAACAACACGCGAAUCCUCGAGAAGGACAACGAUUACUCGAAAACGGUAGUCGUGACGUAGGGUACGAAGGUGUCUAUGUACGCAGGUUAUGAUCGAUUAGGUUUAGC
This is a messenger RNA of Anopheles nili, 1682 nucleotides long. RefSeq lists its product as uncharacterized. The coding region runs from base 1 to 1635 and encodes 544 amino acids. The record is from RefSeq and is a predicted model, not a curated record. Gene Ontology annotation, molecular function: protein binding. Gene Ontology annotation, cellular component: membrane. The transcript has 7 exons. Lineage: Eukaryota; Metazoa; Arthropoda; Insecta; Diptera; Culicidae.